Messenger RNA from Contarinia nasturtii (swede midge), 1579 nucleotides. Its product is annotated as cathepsin L1-like. Gene Ontology annotation, biological process: immune response. The coding region runs from base 169 to 1218 and encodes 349 amino acids. Gene Ontology annotation, cellular component: lysosome. Lineage: Eukaryota; Metazoa; Arthropoda; Insecta; Diptera; Cecidomyiidae. Gene Ontology annotation, molecular function: cysteine-type endopeptidase activity. The record is from RefSeq and is a predicted model, not a curated record. The transcript is spliced from 4 exons.
UAAAAUGACCCAUUAAAUUGAUUAAAAUAAGUAUUUCACCCGGAGCUGUUGAGUGAGAAGCAUUGAUUUUGAUAUUCGGUGCCAUUUUAGUAUUUUCGCCGCGGAGUGUUUGUAGAAUUUAAUUUUUUUAAUACUCACUAUUGAUCAGUUUCAAAUUGUAAAUUGAAAAUGACAAAGAUCCUGUUUUUGUUCGUUGUAUUAUUAACCACCACUCAUGCCUUCAAUUUUGAUCAAAUCAAAGAUGCCAUUGAAAACGAAUGGAACGUAUUCAAGACGAAGUAUUCAAAAAAAUUCAAUAGUAUAGAGGAAGAUCUAAUCCGGUUUGCAGCGUUUCGUAUUAAUAGAGAAAAAGUCAAUGCGCAUAAUAAACUGUAUGAAAAAGGAAUAGUCUCGAACAAAUUGGCAUUAAACCAAUUUUCCGAUUUACUACAAAAUGAAGUCGAUGCAAAAAUGAAAGGAUAUAAACGAUCAAACCAAUUAUGGGAACCUGAUGACGAGCCUAAACCGAGCGAAAAUUCGAUUUAUUUUAUCGAACCAUUCAAUUUAACUUUGCCGCGUUCGAUAGACUGGCGGGAUAUCGGUGCAGUAGCAGAGAUAAAAAAUCAAGGUGUCUGCGGUUCGUGUUGGUCAUUCAGCGCGACUGGAGCACUUGAAGGACAACACUUCCGUAAGACUGGUCAAUUGAUAUCGUUGUCGGAACAAAAUCUUAUCGACUGUUCAUCUGAUGGAUGUAACGGUGGCUUUCCCGACAAAGCACUCCAAUACAUCAAAGACAAUGGUGGUAUUAAUACCGAAAACGCAUAUCCCUAUAAAUAUGGAGAUGAUUAUUUUGAAGAUAAAACAUGUAAAUACAAUGCAACGAACGUGGGUGCUAUUGUUACCGGUGUUGUCAAAAUUCCUACGGGCGACGAACAGAAAUUAAUGACUGCGCUUGCAACUAUCGGUCCUAUUUCUGUGGCUAUUGAUGCGUCGGGUGCUUUUGGUUUUUAUCAUCACUCGAAGGGCGUUUAUUAUAAUCCAAACUGUGCUACGGAGAAUGAAAAUUUAGAUCAUGCAGUCUUGCUCGUUGGAUAUGGUACUGAUGCGAAUGGCAAAGACUAUUAUAUAAUAAAGAAUAGCUGGGGCACAUCGUGGGGAGAUGGUGGGUUCAUGAAAAUGGCAAGGACAGGACAAAAUCACUGCGGUAUCGCGACGGAUGCCUACUAUCCACUCGUUUAAAGAUAACGAGAAUGAUUUAUUUCGAUAAAUAUAGCGAAAAUAUUAUAGAUUCGUUCAAAGAAUUUGUUUAAUGAAGUUUGAAUUGGUAGCUUUUAAAAAGUUAACUUAUAAUUCAUGUUGACAACAAUGAUGUUGUGUAUGAUGUUAAUUUGAAAUUUGUCUGAUUAUUGGCCGCUUCUUAUGCUUUUCGCUUUGAUUUUAAUGAAUAAAAAAAAACAUUGAAACCAAGUGGCAAAUAUAUAUAUCGAAAUAAAAAAGUCGCAAGCAUUUCGAAACAACAAGAAUAAUUUAUUGUGAAAUGUAUAAACAAAAAAGAAUGUAAACAUAUUUACAGUGAAUAAAAAUGAUAUAAAGGACAGAA